CUGUGUACGUGUUUGUUUGUUUGUGGUGGUUGGUUGCAAAUAGAUUUGUUUGUGCGUAGAAAGCGUAAAUUAUUGCAACGAAAAACGCAAAAAUCAAGAAAGGAAGAACAUAAGCAGCUUGCAAACACAAAACACAAAUUGCACUAGCAAUAAAUAGCAGCAGGCAGAAUGGACAUCAUGGACAUACAAGCUGUCGAAUCGAAGCUAAGUGACGUCACAGUGACACCAAUACCACGCUCGCAAGUACAAAACUUCUACAACUACCAACAGCAGCGAGAACAGCGCGAGCAGCAGCCCCAAAUCCAAAUAUCCGCAAUACAUCAUUCACGAACUGGCGCCGGUGGCAGCAGCAACAACAGCUCCAAUAGCAACAACAAUAAUAUGGGCGCCACCGAUUACGCGAGCAGCAGCAGCAACAGCGGCAGCAGCAAACGGGAUCGUAACAGUGCCCAGAGCAGUGCAGCUGCGACGGCAGCGGCAGCAGCAGCGGUUGCUGCCCUGCAGUAUUCGCCACAAUUUCUACAAGCACAGUUGGCACUGCUGCAGCAACAAUCAAACACCACUGCCACACCGUCAGCAUCUUCAGCAGCAGCGGCAGCAGCAGCAGCAGCGGCAGCAGCAGCAGCAGCGGCUGCGUUAUCGUUGGCCAACAUUGCAGCUGCCUCGAAUGGUCGCAACAUGACAACGUCUGGCAGUUCGGGCGGCAACACUGGCAAUGGCAACAACAGCGUCAACAUCAGCAGCAGCAGCAACAGCAACAUGAACGUUAACAAUCUUGGCUUGAAUCUCACACAAUCACAGCUCAAGUACCCGCCUCCAUCAACAUCGCCGGCCGUUGUGACCACACAGACAUCGGCGAACAUAACAACGCCCCUGACCUCCACUGCCAAUCUGCCGACGGUGGGCAGCCUAUCCGGCGGCAAUGGCUUGAGUAAGUACGCCCAGCUGCUUGCAGUCAUCGAAGAAAUGGGUCGUGAUAUACGGCCAACAUACACGGGAUCGCGUAGCUCCACGGAGCGCCUCAAGAGGGGAAUUGUCCAUGCACGCAUCCUGGUGCGUGAGUGCCUCAUGGAAACGGAGCGUGCGGCGCGCCAAUGAGAGGAGGAAUGCGGCACGCCGCAUUUAACAACGCCGGAUUAAGCACUACACUAUACUGCAUAAGCUUGGCAUUACUAGGCAUGGGCAUGGUGAAAAAUUUAGCAUUUAAGUGGGUCCAGAUUCUCCAAAUCCGAAAACAGUGUUUCCAAUUAUUUUGCUUAUCUAAUUUUGUGGCUUUUUAUUUUUUUUUAUUUGCUUGCUUCCAUCUAGAAUUUAUGUAGAUCUAAGUUGAAAGAUGUCAAAAAAAAUUCAUAUAUUCCGUUAAACACAUUUUCAGUCAAAGAUAUAUGUUAAACUUUUUCCAAAAACGAAAUGUAUACACUUACUGCCCAUUUGCAAUCAAAGAUCUAAGUGAAACAAAUUCAAAAAAUUUUCUUUUUUUUCUAUCAAAGAUCUAAAGACAAUUUUAUUUGUUUAGCCCAUUUUCAUACAAAGAUCUAAGUUAAAAAAGUUUAAAAGAGUAAAGAUAUCCUGUUCAGCUCAUUUACAAUCGACAACUGUCAAUCAAAGUUCAACUCAAAAAUUUCGUUUGCCUUUUUUCAAUCAAAGAUCUAAGCUCUAAGAACUCUACAAAAGUUAUAAAAGUUUAAAACCAUUCAGUUUACAUAUUUAACUAUGCUUAUUUUCGCUAUGCCUACUUAAGUAACGAGUAAAUGUAACAAGUGUCGAAAUAUUUAAUUAGUCACUUUACGUUAUCGUUCACUUUUACUUAAUACGCCGUCAUUUUAUUAUUUAAGCUCAUACUUUUAAUAUAAAAUAUUACAUAAAUGUCAUAAUUAAACAAUAGUAAAAUUGUAUGAAUAUGUUUUGUUUUUGUUAGUUUCUUUUGUUUCCUUUAAAUAAAAAAUAUAUAUAUAUGGAUAUUUAUAUAUAUAUAUUCUACAAAACAGGCAAAUUGUGCCGCCGGACCAUAGUUAAAAAUGUUUAGACUAGCUCAGGUUAUACAAGUUAUAUGUAUAUUGUAUACGAGUAUGUAUGUAUGUAUACAAAAAUAUGAAGUGAAAGCGAGAUAGCUUCAACUUUUACACACAACAAAAAUAUACAUGCAUAUAUAAUUAUAUAUAUAUAUAUAUAUAUAUAUUUGAAUUUAUGUAGAACUCUAUAUAUAUAUAUAUAAGUAUAGGUCUAAGUUUGCACCUGCUAAAUGACGCUUAUACGCGUUUAUUUCAAUGUGUGUGUGUGUGUCUGUAUUGAUGUUGUACAGCUUUAAGUAGCAUACUGCUCCCAAUUACUCAAUAUGUAUACUAAAGCUCUUUAUAUGUAUAUAGAGUUAUAUACCUAGAUCAUUGUGUACAACUAAUCACAACACUGGACAAGUUCAGUUCAGUUACGUGAAGUGUAUAGAAAUCUUAAAAGUUAUUUUAGAGAACUAUACAAACAUAUGAAAAAAUAUAUAUAUUCAAAACGUCUGGCUAAUACAUAAAACGAGAGGCAUACCUAAAUAUAUAUACAUAUACAUAUAUAUUUUAGUUAUAUGUCUAAGUUCAAACAUGUAUGUAUACCAAACCAAAAUCGAAUAAAGAGAUAUAUUGGUUUUA
Drosophila innubila is the source of this 2636-nucleotide messenger RNA. It is a transcript of the gene CDK2AP1, whose product is annotated as trithorax group protein osa. Gene Ontology annotation, cellular component: nucleus; cytoplasm. Lineage: Eukaryota; Metazoa; Arthropoda; Insecta; Diptera; Drosophilidae. The record is from RefSeq and is a predicted model, not a curated record. The transcript is spliced from 2 exons. The coding region runs from base 169 to 1098 and encodes 309 amino acids.